AUGUCCACCAUCACCCCCUUCAGCUUCGCUGCCCUUACCCCGGUCCACCAUAUCAUCCUCGACGAACUCGUCGUCUCCGACCCGCUCUCCGUCCUCACCCUCAGCCGUCUAUGCUACAAACGCGCCAUCCCCGGAUAUGAGAGGACACGGGAUGCUCUCGCAAGCACGAAGACCCUGAGCAUAGGUGGCUCUACGAGUAUCGAUACCCUCUUCGAACUCGGUGGCCGAGAGUACACAAGGGUUUGUCACUCUUGUGCCGAAAACCCUCCUGCUUGUUCGUCAUAUAACGAGUAUAUCUCAACGAUUUACCCUCGCCACUAUUUCGUUCUAUUUAGCUCUCUCAAACGCGUCGAAAUCGGCUUCUCUGCCCUGCAGGCAUCACGUACCUAUCACCUCAACGCAGAUCGGCCUGACUUCGAAGAUGACCUUGUGGCUCGGAUUGCUUUUCAGACGCCAGCAGAUCUGAAGGAGACCAUCUUUCACUUGGACGAAGAUGGAGUCGAAUACUGGCACCAGGUCAACACGCAUCUCCUCCAUCUAAUCCCUCGAGAAGCAGUCAUCUUGCUUCAAGGCGAGGUCCCCAACAGAGAGGAGCUCAUGGCGUCUUGCGAUGGGACGAGGGUGGGAAGAGCGAGCUUCGGACGGAUCGGCGAGGAACUGGAUAUUGCAUGGCCCAACGGCGAGCGUCUCCGCGUCUUCGUGUAA
This is a messenger RNA of Cryptococcus amylolentus CBS 6039, 705 nucleotides long. RefSeq lists its product as hypothetical. The record is from RefSeq and is a predicted model, not a curated record. NCBI's taxonomy places the organism in Eukaryota, Fungi, Basidiomycota, Tremellomycetes, Tremellales, Cryptococcaceae. The transcript is spliced from 2 exons. The coding region runs from base 1 to 705 and encodes 234 amino acids.